AUGUCAGUCGAAGGACUCAAGAAGCGGAAGAGAGAUGGCGAGGCCAAAACAAAGAAGAAGGUCUCGAUACAAGAGCCGUCACGACAAUUGGGAGCAUCGGAAAUCCGCAUCACCAGUGUUGUGCAGCCUCAAUUCGCAGCACCAGUAAUCGCGACAACACCCGGACUUUGCGUCCCCGACGAGCUCCAGUUCGACAGCUUCACAAAAAAAUCGUCAAAACCGUCGAAGCGGCAACGAACAACGGGCCCGUCGGCCGAGAUGUUGCUGCACACGUCUAGCCACCGUUCCGUCGACUUUACGGCCAAGGAGGACAAGGUUGUCGGUGCCGACUCAUCUCUGCAGCAUUACAUUGGCAUCUACGACCCGACCACCGGACAGCUCGAGGUGGUGAACGCAAAGAAGAUGGAGAUAAGGGGUAACGUGCGGGCCCGGGACGCUACGGACGACCAGAUGAAGGGUGUGCCCCUUCGCAAGACCAACUUGGACUUGAAGAACGACCUCGGCCAGACGUUCGGUACGAAAAAGGCGAAGAAGGCUAUCCAGUCGGUGGCUGAGAACGCCAUUGGCAGCCGGAGACGCAACGCCGACGGAUCGUGGAUCACAGAAGAGCUGAACGCUGGCGACCGCGUGUUGAUGCAGGACAUGGCCAAUUUCACGUCGACAAUGGCCACACGCGACGAGCUGCAGGCUGUUGUUGACAAGGCGAAACCGGUGCCCCGGGGCAACUACGAGGCCGAGGAGAUCCAAGACGUGUACGUGCCGAGCCAGAUUGUGGGUGCCGACGUGCUGGCGUCCAUUCCUGUCCGCGACUGGCAGCAGUUGGCCAAGAACGGCGAAGCAAUCGACGUCUUCUCGCGGUUUGUCGCACAACGUGUGGCAACCGUUGCCGCUCGCGACGACGCCCUCGACCACCUUCGCUUGCUGCGGUACAUGUACUGGAUCAUCCUGUACAUCCAGGCGGCACGCCCUGGCAAGGAGCGCGGUACCAAGCGCCAGCUGCCCCGUGACAAGCUCAAAGAGAUGAUGGACGGUGCGCCAGACACCAUCAUCCAGCACAUCCGACAGCGGUUCUCCGACAAUGGCACGAUCCGCAAAUUCCACAACGACCUGCUGAUGACGCACUGCUGCGUGUUUGCAUGCAUCCUCGACAACUAUGAGGUUGACACACUGGAUCUGCGGGAGGACCUUAAGGUCGAGCAGAAGCAGAUGUCGCAGUACUUUUCUGAAAUUGGUGCCCGCAUCAAGCCUGUCAAGGAGGGCGACAAGACCAAGAUCAUUGCGAAGCUGAAGCUUCCGCUGCAGUUCCCGAGAAGCGUGCGGCAGCGGGCGAGAAAGUAG
Molecule: messenger RNA, 1338 nt
Organism: Sporothrix brasiliensis 5110
Lineage: Eukaryota; Fungi; Ascomycota; Sordariomycetes; Ophiostomatales; Ophiostomataceae
Product: DNA-directed RNA polymerase I subunit RPA49
Exons: 3
Coding region: 1-1338 (445 amino acids)
Biological process (GO): RNA polymerase I preinitiation complex assembly; nucleolar large rRNA transcription by RNA polymerase I; transcription elongation by RNA polymerase I
Cellular component (GO): RNA polymerase I complex
Molecular function (GO): DNA binding
Source: RefSeq, a predicted model, not a curated record